AUGCAGGGCAAGCUCAUGGAAGUUGACCUUGGCGACGAGGUCCGCGCCCGCAACCAGGCCAUGACCGAAAAGGCCGCCCGCCGCCUUCUCGGCGAAGUCGACGGGGUGGAUGCCGACAACCCAGACGGCCGACGGGCGAAGAAGCCCCGCUUGGGGAGGGACGGCAAGCCCUGGCGUCCUCGGAACCGCCGCAACAGCGACGAUAUCAAGCGGGACCAGCUCGUCGAGGAGAUUCUGCGGGAGAAUAGGCUCGAUGUCUACGACGUGCCCAAGACUCAGCAGCCCCAAUAUGAGGGCGACGGCGAUGCGGACGAUCGAAUCGCCGAAGAGUUCCGGCGCGAGUUCAUGGACGCUAUGGUUCAGCGCCAACAGAAGAAGAAAACGGCCGCGGCGCCGGCCCGCGCCGGGGCUCGCAAGGCGGACGAGGAAGUGCUUAAGGGCCCGAAGUUGGGAGGCAGUCGCAACGCCAGAGCCGCCAUGCGCGACUUGCUUCUCAAGAAGGAAAAGGAGAAGGAAUCACGAAGAUGA
Colletotrichum spaethianum is the source of this 528-nucleotide messenger RNA. RefSeq lists its product as uncharacterized. Bases 1 to 528 code for a protein of 175 amino acids. Gene Ontology annotation, biological process: mRNA splicing, via spliceosome. The transcript has 2 exons. Gene Ontology annotation, cellular component: spliceosomal complex. Lineage: Eukaryota; Fungi; Ascomycota; Sordariomycetes; Glomerellales; Glomerellaceae. The record is from RefSeq and is a predicted model, not a curated record.